UUUUUUUUCCUUGCUUUUGCUUUCAUGCUUUCGCGUUGCCUUUUACCCAACAUCAGGUGCAGAUCAGCGUCGACGUUGUUCCUUUCGCGCUGUCAUUAUUCUCAAAAUGCGAGUCCCAAUCAUGAUAUCAUCGAAAUGCUCAAGUCCAAUAGGGAAGAGGAGGACAAAAAGGCCGUACGAAAUGCCUACAAAGUUCGUGCAUUUGAUGCAGCCAUCAGAGCCAUUGCAUCCCUAGACACACCAGUCCGUACGGUCGCGGAAGUUAAACAGCUGAAAGGUGUGGGGCCUGGUAUAUCCAAACGCAUUGGAGUUUUCUUACACGGGACACACUAUUGCGAGUCUCCACAAUGCGACAUCUCUCCAGAAAAAGCACGAGAGGAAGCCCUCAAACAGGAGCUAAAGGUGCUGCAAACAGUACCCGGUGUCGGCGAAAGAACUGCCAGACAGCUCUUCGAUGCCGGUUGCACGACCGUCGCGGACAUGAGUAAGCCGUCGUACUUCAGCAUCCUUUCCUCUGCCCAGCAGAUUGGCCUGCGGUUCGCCGCUCACCUGUCCCAACCCGUCACAUGCGACGAAGCCGAGACAGUCGCGAACUUUGUCCGUGAGAAUAUCCCAUCUAGGUUCGAGGUUCAUCUGGCUGGAAGCUAGUAAGUUCACCGUUGAUGGGUGGCGCUAUUUUUAUUGACAUG
Molecule: messenger RNA, 689 nt
Organism: Serpula lacrymans var. lacrymans S7.9
Lineage: Eukaryota; Fungi; Basidiomycota; Agaricomycetes; Boletales; Serpulaceae
Exons: 6
Coding region: 136-648 (170 amino acids)
Biological process (GO): double-strand break repair via nonhomologous end joining
Cellular component (GO): nucleus
Molecular function (GO): DNA binding; DNA-directed DNA polymerase activity
Source: RefSeq, a predicted model, not a curated record